CAAAUAAAAACCAUGAGAACGAAUUUUCUCUAGUAUCGUCCGAUCUGAAUUUGCCGGUAAAAAUCAUGUUUGACUUGUACUCAUGGGGUGCAAAUUCUCAUGGACAACUUGGUUUGGGCUACAAAUCAGAAAUGUGUACAACACCACAAAAAUUGUCAUUGGAUGUCUCACUUGAUUUAGAAAAUAUUGAAAAGAUGCAUGGAGGUGGUGGUCAUUUGUUAAUAUUGGAUAAGAAUGGCAGAAUGUUCGGUUGUGGAUGGAAUAGUAAAGGUCAAUUAGGCAUGUGUAAUACUAUCGAUUCGCUGACAAUAAAGCCACUAAUGAAAACAGAUGUGCCGAUCGUUGACAUUUCGUGUGGAUGGGACUCAUCUGCUGCUAUCGAUCAACAAAACAAUUUGUAUGUAUGGGGAUCAAAUGCGUUCGAUCAACUUGGAUUUUCAGCCAAUUUUAUCGGCACAUUCUUUACGUUUCCAAUGCUAUUGAAUCUGCCAUUGAACGAAAAAGCAAAGAAAGUGUGCUUUGGUUUGCGUUACAUGUGUAUAUUGUGCGAAAGUCAAAAUGUGUACAUUGUUGGACGAUGGAGAUUUUUAGACACCUGUGAAGUAAUUAUGCAUAAUGACACAAAUUUCUACAAAAUCAUUAUUCCACCUAAUCACACGAUUAAAGACAUUUCAAGCGGGUCAAAUCAUAUCGUCUGCGUAUGCAUAGAUUCAUCGGCGUCGGUUUGGCUUAUCGGUUAUGGUGACAAUAAGUUCUUACAAUGCACUGAAAAGAAAAUAUUAAAUGAUGAUAUUCGAUGUUUGCGAAGUGGAUGGGCACAUAAUGGUGUGUUGACCACAAGUGGACGUGUAUACAUGUAUGGUCGAAAUACAUACGGACAAUUGGCUAGUUUGCAAUGCGACAACGCAAAUGAGUUAAUUCAGCUGAAAGGCAUCGAUGGAAAAAUUGAACAAUUUUAUCUUGGCGCAGAACAUGGGCUUGUCGUCACUGAACACAAAAAUGCGUUUACCUGGGGUUGGAAUGAACAUGGCAACUGUGGCAAUGGAAAUGAAACAAAUCUACACGAACCGCACAAAGUACAAUUACCUGGAAAAUGUAUGCACUCACUUGCUGCCGGUGGUUAUUGUUUUGCUCUCGUUCAAGUUACAGAACAAAAUUAAGUCGGAUUAACUACAUAUUUGCAUUUUUGCCAUUUGCAUUGUCAAAACAAUGUAAAAAAACCUUCGAAGAAAUAAUAAAAAUACGAAUAACAUUGAGAAUAAUUUUUAGAUGAGAAUAAUGUUUAAGUAUCAAUUGACGGUGAAAUUUUAACAUUUUGACGAAGAACAAUGGAGAGCGGAGAUAAAUUGAAUAUUGCGUUUGUUGAAACCAGCCUGAAUGAUUCAAUGUUGGCCGAAGUUGACGACUUGUUCGAAGACACAGACUACGUUGAUGAACCAACAAGUUUUUGUCUUUUCAGAAAUGCUUUUCCGAUGCGCUCUUCAACGCCGAAGCUUGAGUUUGAGAAUAAAGAUGGAGAACCCCCAUCAUUUGAUAUGUCAUGCAACAUGGACGUAACCGAAGACACCAAUAUUACUGAUAUGUGUAACGCAAUGGCCGAUGUCAAUGUUCAAUCACAAUAAACCAAGCAAACCGAAAGCAAAAUGCAAAUAGCCCAGUUCCAAAACAUUAUUUUUUGUAUUGAAAUACAUUUUAUGUACAAUAACCCUACAUUUUCACAAACAAUUCAAUAAAAGAAAACACACAAUGUAAAAAUAAUUUUGU
Contarinia nasturtii (swede midge) is the source of this 1764-nucleotide messenger RNA. Its product is annotated as secretion-regulating guanine nucleotide exchange factor. Lineage: Eukaryota; Metazoa; Arthropoda; Insecta; Diptera; Cecidomyiidae. The record is from RefSeq and is a predicted model, not a curated record. Bases 66 to 1160 code for a protein of 364 amino acids. The transcript has 5 exons.